UUUGAAUCGGCGAGACUGCCUAGCCAAUCAGGCCGGUCUCGUGUUAAGCUAGCGCGAGGCUGUGCGCUAGGGUUUAAAGAGGGGAGAGAAGGGAAGACAGUGGCGAGAUUUCAAUCAACUCAACAACACAGAUACAAUAAAAAAGUGAAAGUUUAUUGGACACAGGCCAACCCAUCUCACGAAAAUGGCAAAAGGGGACCCCAGGAAACCCAAAGGCAAGAUGUCUGCAUAUGCCUACUUUGUUCAGACCUGUCGGGAAGAGCACAAAAAGAAGAGCCCAGAGAUACCAGUCAGCUUUUCCGAAUUUUCCAAAAGAUGCUCUGGAAGAUGGAAGGCAAUGUCUGAUAAAGAAAAAUCCAGAUUUGAAGACAUGGCCAAACAAGAUAAGGUGCGUUAUGAUCAAGAGAUGAUGCAUUACAUGCCAGGCAAGAGAGGCAAGAAGAAGGACCCAAAUGCCCCCAAGAGACCAGCCUCUGGAUUCUUUCUGUUUUGCUCUGAACAUCGUCCACAAAUUAAGGCUCAGUAUCCCAGCUUGGGUAUUGGAGAUGUGGCCAAAAAACUAGGCGAGAUGUGGAACAGCCUCACAGAUGCCACCAAGCAACCCUACCUGAUAAAGGCCAACAAGCUUAAGGACAAGUAUCAAAAGGAUGUUGCCGAUUACAAAACGAAGGGCAAAGUUGGUGGUGUUUCCAUGGGAAUGGGAAUGAUGGCGAAUUGCGUGGCUCCAAAACCAGUGAUGAAGAGCACUAUGGACGAUGAAGAUGAUGACGAGGAAGAAGAUGAAGAAGAGGACGAUGAUGAAUAUGAUGACGACGAGUAGACUUUCAUUUGUGUGUGUAUUAUAAUACCUGUUUUCCUCCCAUUGAGGUGCAGUACGAUACAGAUUACACUGGCAGUCUUUCAUUGCCCCGUUGUUGUUUGAAUAGAGGUGGAAUAUUUUGUUUGCUGUGGGUGAGAGACUACCACGGCUUCUUACCUCCGGCUUUGUAUGUGUGUGAGUGCAUGUGCAGAUGUAAAGAUACAACUAUUAUAGUAGCCCAGUGUCUUCCUAGCCCAUGUAUCCUUUUACCAGCUGUAUAACAAAGGCCUUUACACAAGUAUAUGUAAAUCCCUUUUCUAUGUAUUUUUGUUCUGAGUUUUCUGAGAUGUCGGUAACUCUGUAUAUGGUUAACUUUGAGUAGAGAGUGUUUCAUGGUUCUAGUGAGUUGCAUGUGGUGUCAUAGUUCAAUACUGUGCACCAAUAGCAGACAUUUCAUGCUAAACCAGCAGCUGUUUCUUUUCCCUAACUAUUUUAGGAAAAAACUGCAUAUCAGUGUGCAAAAGAGCAGUUAGUACCAGCACGUCUAUUAGUCCUGCUGCAGGGCAUGUGCUAUAUAUUGUCUACUAUACUUCAUGCUAUACUUCAUGAUAUAUUAGCACAUCUGAGAGCAAUAUAGGAAAGAUUUAUAUUAUCUUUCCUAUAUAUAAAUUGUCGUGUAAUCUAGGAAUGCACCAACAUAGAAAUUAUGUUGUUAUUGCUGAAAACAGAUUAGCUGUACAAUAUUACAGGUACUUUUAAAACAACAUGUAACUGUUACAUGCUUGUGUAAAAUAAAAUUAGGUGAAACUAAUGAUGAAAAGUUAACUGAAGAGUUAUUAAAUAUGGCAUAAAAAUAGUAUAAUGUUUAAAUUGAAGAAAAUAAGCCCCGAUAACAUCCAAGUCUAAAGUCCACAUACAAUAUUUAAAACACUAAUAUUGGCCAAUAUUGAUAUGGUCCCUGAUAUAUUGUGCAUUCCUAGUUUGCUCCCUUAUUUUUUUCUUGAAUAUAAUGUAAGAAACAAUGCUGAUGAUAAAACUGUACUUAUGAUGUAUUUAUGAUUUUCACUUAAUAUGUUUGAAGUUUGCAAUUAAAUUGAAACAUUUUUA
Paramisgurnus dabryanus is the source of this 1906-nucleotide messenger RNA. It is a transcript of the gene hmgb3a, whose product is annotated as high mobility group box 3a. NCBI's taxonomy places the organism in Eukaryota, Metazoa, Chordata, Actinopteri, Cypriniformes, Cobitidae. The record is from RefSeq and is a predicted model, not a curated record.